Molecule: messenger RNA, 12802 nt
Organism: Petromyzon marinus (sea lamprey)
Lineage: Eukaryota; Metazoa; Chordata; Hyperoartia; Petromyzontiformes; Petromyzontidae
Source: RefSeq, a predicted model, not a curated record
GGUAAAGGAUUCAGGCAGCGAGCUAGGGAAUUUGCGAGUGCGAGUUGGCCUUGACACAACAACAACAACAAAAUCGUCAAACGGAGAAAUCGCCGCCACCGCCGGACUCAUCAGCACUUGCUUAGGCAGACAGCAGCAGCAGCAGCAGUAGCGGCAGUAGUCCCCGAUAAACCCACCCACUCCUCCUCCUCCUCCUCCAAUGCCGGCCGAAGAGCGCUCUCGGCCCAUCCGGCCGUGAGCAAAGUUGCGCAGACUCUUACGGGCUGUCAAGUGUCAAGUUCCAUCUUCGCCCCCCGUCCCCGCCGCCGCCGCCUCCUCCUCCUCCUCUUCUUCUUCGUCUUCGUCAUCCUCCUCCGCUCGGGUAGAGAGGUGUCUCCCUCCUUCCCUCCCUCCUCCUCACCCUCCGCGCUCGCCAUGGCGAGAAGAGCGCGGGGAGACUGCGGCCAGCGCCGCGGUGCGCGUUGGGCGAUGCCGCCGCCGCCGCUGGUGGUGCUGCUGCUGCUGGUGGUGGUGGCGCUGGUGAUGACGAUGGGGGUGGUGGUGGCGGUGGAGGUGGUGGGGGUGCACGCGUGCCCGGAGUCGUGCCGCUGCAGGGACGCGAGCGUGGACUGCGCCGCUGCCGCUGUUGCCGCCGCCGCUGCUGCCGGGGGGCUGCCGCGUUCAGUGACCGAGCUCAUGCAGCAGCUCCCGGUGGAGACAGAGCACGUAGAUUUGAGCAACAAUCAACUGGAGGACAUUGAUGCGGGCGCUAUGAUGAGCCGCCUGCUGAACCUGAAGGAAGUGAAAGUGGCUCACAAUGAACUCACAGAAAUAGCAAGCUUUGGAAAAUCAUCUGAAAACAUCACCGUCUUAUCCUUACAGCACAAUAGGAUCGCACGGAUCCGCUCGGAGCGCCUCGAAGGAUUCCGCUCUCUGGAGACGCUGGACCUGAGCUUCAAUCGCAUCACGGAUAUUGCCGGCUCCUCCUUUCCCAUCGGCCUUCCUCUCGCCAAGCUAUAUCUCAAUAAUAACAGGAUUAAGGUAUUGAGGCCUGCAAGUUUUGACACAUUCGGUGCCACGCUAAAGAUCCUAAAACUAAGCAAUAAUCGGAUCACCGUUCUGACCACUAAACUCUUCCAGCUGCCUUCGCUCCAGCACCUUGACCUGAGCCGAAACAGGCUGCAGAGGGUGGAGGGUUUGGCUUUCUCCGAGCUCGCGUCGCUCGAGUACCUACGCCUGCAGCGCAACAGGAUUUCCUCCCUCAUGGACGGCGCCUUCUGGGGUCUUCACAGGAUACAGAAAAUUCAGUUACAGCACAACAGACUCACGGAGGUGAGCACGGGGUGGCUGUACGGGCUGCAGUCCCUCCGCCACCUGCAUGUGAGCCGCAACGCCAUCACCGCCAUGGACUCGGAGGCGUGGAAGUUCUGCGAAAACCUCUGGGAGCUGGACCUCUCUCACAACGGCCUGACGCGUCUCAACGAGGCCGCGUUCGUCGAGCUGGGCGCCUUGCAGAGCCUCUCGUUGGCUCACAACGCCAUCAGCCACAUCGUGGAGGGAGCCUUCCGCGGGCUGUCUUCCCUCCGUAUCCUGGAUUUGGGAGGCAACCAGAUUUCCUGGACGGUGGAGGACAUGCAAGGGGCAUUCACGGGUCUCAGCGCCUUGAGCAAACUAAGCCUGCAUGGAAACCAGAUAAAGUCGAUUGCUAAAAAGGCCUUUGUCGGACUGGAGAGACUGGGACAGCUAGACCUGAUGGGCAAUGCAAUCGUGUCAAUACAAGCCAACGCCUUCAACACCCUCAAGUUGCUUCAUCAGAUGAAGCUGAACACCAGCGAGCUGCUCUGCGACUGCCAGCUGAAGUGGCUGCCGGGCUGGCUGACGGAGCGCGGCUUCGCGCAGUCGGUGGCCGUCGCCUGCGCCCACCCGGCGUGGCUCAAGGGGAGGAGCGUCCUCUCCGUCCGGCAGGAGAACUUCGUGUGUGACGACUAUCCCAAGCCGCACAUGGUGGUGCACCCGGAGACUCGUGCAGCUGUGCGGGGCUCCAACGUCUCCUUCAUGUGCUCGGCCGCCUCGAGCAGCGAGUCGCCCGUCACCUUCCUGUGGCGCAAGGACAACGCGCCGCUCACAGAGGUGGGCGCGGAGGUGGAACGUUUGGAAAGGGCGCGUCCCGCGGGAGGCGGUCUAGGUGAGUUCACCUCCUACCUGCACCUGCGCACCGUCGACUUCCACCACGAGGGUCGCUACCAGUGCGUCAUCUCCAACUCCUUCGGCUCCUCGUACUCUGGCAAGGCCCGGCUCACCGUGAGCGUGCUCCCGUCGUUCACCAAGACCCCGGCGGACCUGAGCCUGCGCGUGGGCUCCACGGCACGGCUCGAGUGCGCCGCCGGGGGUCACCCCACGCCGCAGAUCUCGUGGCAGAAGGACGGCGGCACGGACUUCCCGGCAGCGCGCGAGCGGCGCAUGCAUGUCAUGCCCACCGACGACGUCUUCUUCAUCGUCGAGCUGAAGGCUGACGACGCGGGGACGUACAGCUGCAUCGCGCGGAACGCCGCCGGCACCAUGUCGGCCAAUGCCAGCCUCUCCGUGCUUGAGACGCCCUGGCUGCUGAGGCCGGUGCAGGACCGCGCAGUGGCCGCGGGGGAGACGGCCGUGCUGCAGUGCAUCGCCGGCGGGAGCCCCCCGCCUCGCCUCAACUGGACCAAGGACGACGGGCCGCUGCUGCUCACCGAGCGGCACUUCUUCGCCGCGAGCUACCAGCUCCUCGUCAUCGUCAACUGCGGCCCCGAGGACACUGGAAGGUACACGUGUGAGCUGUCCAACACGCUGGGCACGAUGCGUGGCCAUGCCUUCCUGAGCGUGCUGCCUCCCGGCGACUGCCCCAUGGCCGCCCCCGACGGCUCGGCGAGCGGCGGCGGCGGCUCGGCGCACGGCACCGGGGGCGUCGACUCCAGCGCCACGGUGGGCGUGGUGGUGAUCGCCGUGGUGUGCUGCGUCGUGGGCACCUCCGUCGUGUGGGUGGCCAUCAUCUACCACACCCGGCGCAAGACCGAGGCCUUCGGCGUCGGCGGCUCGGAUGAGACAUUUGUUUCCCCAGAUGUACCAAGUUAUCUGGCCUCUCAGGGAACACUGUCAGAACACCAUAAGCUCAACGGGCACUCCGAAAUAAACAACACAAACCCACUCAUGUCCAGCUCAACGAACAGGGGCCUGCUCCACCCAACCGCCACAAGAGGUGGUCAGACUGAUUCAGUGCAGCUGUGCUCAGACUGCUUCGACAAUACUACGCCGUACGCCAACGAGAGGCAAGGCCAAGUAUGCGGCGCGGGCGUGGGAGAAGAGGAACAGGAAUCGGAUCUUGAUCAGCCACUUUCAGCCCAACCUUCGAGGACUAUCGCUGGGGUCCUUCCGGUCGCCGUGGCAUCUGUUUCAGAAGCAAGCGGCCUGUGCGCGCGGGACGCCUGCAGCCGCCAGGGCCCAACUGUCGCCGAAGAAGAGCGAGAGAAAAAAGUGAGCCGGUCCACUUCCUGAACUCUGUCACUUUGGCCUCCAGCCCCGAGAGUCCAUCGACUUUCCAGUCAUUUGGGAAGACGUGCUGCACUUCCGAAGAGGGCCAAUCGGAGCAUUUACUCAAUCACUGACACGUCGGACCUUUCCCCGGUGGAGUGGAAGAAAUCUGCGGAAGUACCGACAACCCCUUUCGGCAAAAAUGUGUCAUUUGGUUUCCUUUCCUGGUUCGUUCUCUGAAGUCUGAAUGCGCGAAAAGGGGACAUCUUUCAAAAUGUACUGAGCCAGUGUUUUACACAGGGUUCAGUUAUCACUAUGGUGAUGUUUGGGGAUGAGUAUCAUUGUUUAUUUAAACAAAGUGAUAACCCCAACAUCACUUCAUCUGCAAUUUGUCUCUCGAUUUUCUUGUCCAACUCUUGUGAAAUAGGUUUUAGUUUUGAUUUAAAGCUUUCGUGACUGCAGGGAUUCAUAUUUUUGGUUCUUUUAGUAAACCCACGUAGAAGGAAUGAUGAUUGCUUGUGUUGCAGUCGAAACGUCGUGAGAAUUUUAUCGUUUCAUAUUUUUAUCAUUUUAUUGUUUCUCUUCUACGUGACUUUUACCGAAAGAACCAAGAAUAUAUAUAUAGGUUUUAGUUGUCAAAGAACGUUUUUUUUUAAAUGCUCUGUUUUAAAAGAUCACGCUUACAUUGUGACGCUUCGUUUCACCUACUUCCAAUUUGCUCCGGAAAGAAUGCGCGUGCUUUCGGUGACUCUUUGUGUUCACAGCAAGACACGCAAUGCGUUUCACCAGCAACAAGGCACGCACUUUAAUUGCGAGAUGAUGGCCAGCCGUUCUCUUUGGCCCUCUUUGUUAAGUUAGGAGAACGGUGUUGUUGUGUUCAGGGGGUUAUUACUGCGCGCUUGCUGAUAUCCCGUUACCUGUCGUUUGCAAUGGGAGUGUUACGCAGAAUGGCCCGGGGCAUGUAACGACGUAUCGGUCGCUCGCGAUUUUUUUUUCUUCUGCGUUCGGGAUGAGCGCGUUGAAUUGCGCGCGUGAAGGUUUUGAAAGCUUGGACUGUUUUUGCUAAAUCGUAUUCAAAUGAAUACAUAGGCAAGUGUUACUUUUAACUGAAAAAAAAGGAUACAAAUACGACCAAGACGGGCAAUAUUUUGACGGAAAAAUGAAACAUCUCGAAUUUAAUCGUGACCCUGAAUUGUGACGAGUGAUCGUAUCGCUGAGCGGUAUGAAUUGUUACGUGCCUAAUCAUAAUAAUAAUUUGUUAGAGCCUGCCAACAUCCUUGACAGUUUCUCAUUUAGUACAACAAAAGCAUUGGUACACCAAGAACACGUUUAUUGUUAUUAAAUAGCAAUUGUACAUGCUUUCGUUAGGAACAUACGAUGUUUUAUAGAGGCCUUCUAUAGGAUAGAUAUCCAGGGUAAUUUGAGAUUAUGCAUACAUGGAAAAAUGUGCCCUUUGGAGAUUUAUUUCUCGACAACUGGUUUUCAAGAAAUGCCACGACAUAGAUUACCAUGUUUACAAAUUAAAGGAUGUAAUAUAUAAGUGCUAGACGCAUUUCAUCAGUAUAGGAAGAUGACUUGUGUAUGAAUGUUUGGCGUGUGUGGAAGUGGUGGUGAUGGUGGUGGUCUUUUUCGACUUGUCAUACGACUGUACAGACUGUGGGUGACUGUCUUGGAUUGAUUGUCCAUCCGUUGAUUUUUAUCCGCAGAUAUGAGAGUGAAAUAACAUUUCAGCAAUAAUACGUCAGCGCUGAAUUUCCAUAUAAAUUGCGUGGGCUUUGUUCAGAAUAGCGUUCAGUGUGCGGACACAGGUUCAUCCCAUAAAGUUGAUUCAUCAUCCUCUCGUACAAGUAGGAGCACAUUUGCCUAAAAGUCUGGCAAAAAAAAAAUCAAGCCUUUUUCACGUCUUUAAGCCACUUAAUACGCAUUCGUGCACUCAUUAUACUUAACCACGCGAAGCAAUUUAAUUUUCAGUUAUUUUGGGGCGGGGGGGAUGGAAAGCCUGAUGUGAAAUAUGUCAAAGUGCCAAAUGCUCAUAGAUGCGUUCACCUGACCUGUUGACACCAUUUGGCAAAAGUCACUAUCACUUUCAAACUCGCGUCAUUGCUCGCAAGCGAAUCAAUGGGAAGCAUUUGAGGACACGUUUCCCACAUCAGUGGGUGAAGAAAUAAGAACCCGCCCCCCCCCUCCCCACCCCAAAGUUGAAAUUGAAAAUCAAGUGGGCGGUUGAUAAGACAGAUACAUUAUUUUGUUUGCUCUUGUCUCUGGGGCAUGCCAAGGUUGGGGUUUCUCGCGAUGUGAUGUUGCUUAUAUCGCCGUUUCCCGAACCAGCAGGUCAUGUUGCGGCUUGUACAUUAACAUUAUUGUUUCGUGUACACUUAAUUGAAAGCGCGCAUUUAUGUGAAUUAACGUUGCGAGGGCUUUUUCAAUUGGGAGUUUUGGGAAAAGCGUAUCAUUGUUAUGUCCUGGCAAAGUGGAUCCGUAUAGAUAAGAUCACCCGAGUCUCAAUUACUCUGUCAAUUGCUAAGCGCUGUGCCAAUACCCCAGGUUCUGGAAUUAAUGAACUGUGCACAAGGCCAGUUCAGCUCUUAGCUCGUUUCAAUGGGCUAGCUGUCCCGUGUGUUUUCUGCUCAAGUUUUAAUUGCCGCCUUUUAUUCGGUUCCCAAAGAGGGCUCCCAGCGCGCGAAGCAAAACAUCGGGACAGCCAGCGCAGCACAACCGGCGAACAAAACUCAGCACGGCUGUGAAUGGCCCCUUAACCAACGCACCUCUGACACUGCUCCGUACGCCAAAGAGCAUUGCCCAGCGUGUGGCUCUGACCCUAGGCGCCUAGUAGCGUGGCUCGGCUUCAUUCACAAUCCACGGCUCCAGGCCGGGCGCCUCGGGGCUUCUACAGACCAGGGGAUUAUUUCAUCGAGGAUUUGAUUCUGGAAUGCGGCUCGUAUGCACGGUGGUUCAUUUAGGCCAUUGACUCUAUUGACACCCGGAUUAAACAGCAGUGUGUACAGGGGGCGGUGGGGACGCUAUACAUCACUCGGCUGUGUGUUCUAAGAUUAGCUGGCCCGUGGUGAGUGAGGGAUGGGCAGAACAAAAGAAAAGCCCCUCAAAUUCGUUUUUUUUUUACUAGACAGCCUGUUUAACACGUUGGCUUUCGCGAGCAAUAUUAUUCAUAAAGGUUGUUGGCUUAGAUCGCGUACGUAAAAAUGCGUCGUAACCCUCCACCACCACCCGACACAGCCAAUUAGUUAGGGAUUUGUGGUGUAAACAAACGCGAAGUGACAAUGCCCGCUAAGUGGCAAUGCCACCAGUUGGGCCACAUAAUGUUACGGUCGUGCCCGCUGUUUGCUCGCCGAAAUCCAAAGAGUUCAGUCCUUGGCUUCGCAAGCACCCGUUCAGCCGUUUUUUUUGUCGAUCCACUGCUGGACGAGGGCCUCCCCACGCCGCGCCGCGCGGGUCGUGGGGUGGUUGCUCUACCCCACGCAUCACCAGGCCGGCCAUUGCAAGUUGGUGAAGGCGGGGAGCAUAUAAGUGGGAGCAUAGAAGUAGAGUACAACAAUGUAUUUCACCACCUUGCCUUUUGCUGCCAACCACCUAGCCCCGUAUCCCAUGAUAACCUAAUUGUGGGUUUUGUUACAUUUAAAUUAAUGAUGUAUACGGUAUUCGCAUAAACAGAGAUUCCUGUGAUGUUUAUGUGUAUCAUUCUAUCAGUACGUACUCACAUAUUCUGCAUUAUAGGUCGGUGCAGAAUAGUGGUGGAUUUGGUCGAUUCCAAUGGUGAGAUUAGUUUCAGUUAGAUGUUGAUCCUGCUUGGCCAGGAUUGGGCACAACUUAGCCCACUUUUCACCCAGGCAACUGUAGAGCAGCACAGACGAAGUGUUACUAUAACCCAUCAUUAAAGCUAGAAAUGGCACAUUUACAUAUUAACAUGUAAGAGACAGACACCAUAUAUUACGUAAAAGCUAAGUGUAGAACGCAAAAUCCCAUCAAUGGUUACAAAUGCCGGCAUAGUCCAACGUUGGAAUGCCUCCUUCCAACGCUGUCAGAAUCAUUGUCCUCGAUUAACUAUCAGUGCGUUAUGGAAUCUGCAGCGGUGCCUCGCUGUUGUGAGCCACUUGCACGCGGACACACGCUGCACGGUCGCAACUCACAGGCUCAGUUUAUCAGCGACGUAGUGCACUUUCACGCCGAACUGCAACCGUGUAAAAAAAAACAUGAUAUCAUCUUUGGGCAAUUCUAUACACGUGUGACGUCAUAUACGGUAGAAACGAAUGCAUUUGUCAAUAAAUUAUAAAUGGCAAACGUAUAGAGAUGCCAUUGAUGUGAAUACACAAAAAAAACAACGUCAAUGCUUUGGCAAGUUAAUGAACAGCUUAAUGUGUUUGUUUAUAUCGUAACUGAUGUCACACGGUCAUGGAAUUGCCCCCAAUUAUUGUUUUUUUUGUGUGCAUUAUUAGGAAGCAUCGUCUUUUCCACACAUUUUCUCACUUUUCUCUACUCGACCAAUGCGGUGCCCAUAUAUCUCGACGAAUGUGUUUGCCUCUGUGCCUCUCCGCGCGUGUGUGUGUGUACGCACGCACGCGCACGAGCGUAUGUUGUGAAUGCAGUAUUUUUCACAGGGAGUCCUGGUGCGUGUCUCAUUAAAAAGGGGGAGACUUUGCUGCCAAGACACUCUUGUUUUAAACGAGGCCGGACUAUCUCCUGGCAGAUGCCCUCGCCUUUGAUGGCAAGCGUGACGCUGAAUGCCAAACAUUCAGGGCUAUUGCGUUUCAAUACGGCACGGUGAGGCUGGACCUUGCCUCGUUUAAACAUUCAGAAUCUUUAUUUAGUUGCGCCUUAACCUGCAAAAAAAAUGUAUAGUUUAUUGUUGAUAUACAAUAUGGCAUAGGAGUAGGAAGCCGCUGGUGGCAGGACACAUAAUGGCUAUUGAGCAAAAAAAAACACCCCUAACUCGGAGAUGACGAGUUGCUUCAUUUGCUCCUGCAGUGCCUGCGUUCGUGCAAUGUACCAGCACUGCUGCGAUGCCUGGUUUAAAUCUCUGGAGAGCUCCCACCAGAUAUAAAAUGUGAAUAGCAUGUAGGGGACAAACAGAGAGAGGUACAGCCCUCUAAUUGAUUGCUGAUUCCACCAUUCGCCCCCCCCCCCCAGAGGGUAUUUUGGCCUAAUCUUCCAAGCUGAUCAGACUUCUUGAAAGGGGUAGGAGUAUCCACACUUUAUCCACAUUUAUGCUGCCGAGUGGAUAGAAGGGCAGGGGAAAUUUAAGAACUUUCCCCUAUUUGAACUUACGUGCUGGGAGAUCGAACCAGCAACCUUUGGAUUACCCGUCCAGACUGCUAACCAUGUUGUAAUGAAUUUCGAUUUUAAGCUUUCGUGACUGCAAGGAUUCAUCUUCUUUGGUUCUUUCGGCCUUCAUGAUGAUGAAGGCCGCUUGUGUUGUGGCCGAAACGUCGUGAGAAUGUUAUUGUGUUAUUUUAUUUUAUCAAUUUAUUAUUUUAUUCGAAUUCUACGUGACUUUACCGAAAGAACCAAAGAAGAUGUUGUAAUGAGUUCAUAUUUGAAGCCUGCUCAAAAAUCACGGCAGACCGAACGACGUUUGUUCCUGCACAUUCUCUGCUCUGAUGGCCAAAUUUCAGUGCCUGCGUUGCACGGUGACUUGACCAACGGGCACAGAAUGAACUAUUGUUGCGGGUGAAGAUGAUGCAGUCUUGCUUGUCUACGAUACACCACUGAGGAGGCACGUCACGUGAAGCCGUGACGUGUGUCUUGUGGCUUCAUUCCACGUGACACGUGGUCCUGUUCACAGGUGCUUCUCGAAUGGAAGAGGAAGGGGUGGGGGGGGCACUUAUUCACUCUGUGCCUCUGCGAGAUUGCAUUAUUACACGGCAGUAAUUAAAACAAAUGUCACACUUCUUUUUUUUUACAAGGUACAACAGACAGCAGCCGCGCAGCUUUUUGCGCGCAACUGAGAACGUCACGUGCGCGUCACUCUCACGUGCGCGUCACUCCCACGUGCGCGUCACUCUCACGUGCGCGUCACUCUCACGUGCGCGUCACUCCCACGUGCGCGUCACUCUCACGUGCGCGUCACUCUCACGUGCGCGUCACUCCCACGUGCGCGUCACUCCCACGUGCGCAGGGCCUCUGAAACCACGGCGUCUAUGUCCCGAUCUUACGGAAAUGCGUGUAAGCCAACGGUCGGGAUUGCUGUACGUGACGCGAUUAUUUUUGCGGAUAAGACUUUGGCUUUUAGUUUGGUUCACACACCCCCCCCCCUCAGCCCCCCGCCUCCAACAGAAGCUUGAUAUACUUUGAUUGCGAAUGGAAAUGAGAGAGGGGGGGGGGGGAAAUUACGACAGUAAAGUAGUGAAAAGAAAACUUGUAUUUGUUCAACGUGCUCAUGGAAGGGGGGGCGGGGGGGGGGGGGCUUUAGUGAGCCACACCUUUUUGUGACUUCUUUUAGGUAAGGCCGUCCGGCGCGAAUGGUAAGAUGAGCUGUACUUUAUUUUUUACCGCAGGUCCCCUGGCGUUACGAAGACUUACCUUGGGCUACUUAAUUCUGCCAUUGCCGCGUUCCAGUUUGCAUCAGGCCCAUUAGUGUGCUCGCUGAACCAUGCACCGGGAGGGAGGGAGGGGGGGGGGAUCUGCUUACAGACACCACCUUGAUAACAAAAAAUGUUUGCUUGUGGAAAGAAAAAAAAGCACUCCAGUCGCACACUCAUUUCAACGUUACGCAACAUUUGUGUCUAAAAUGCAUGUCACGGGUGAAUUGGGUGUCCGGUUCUCAGAAGCGAAUUACUCAAAAUCCUAGAGAGAAUCUAUUUUGGCUUGUGGCUUCGGAGUGCCGUUUCUUUGGGAGGGGGAAUGGGUGUCGGGGUGUUGGUUUGUCGUGUACGUUUUUUAUAAUGGGGAAAAAGCCGAUACCAAAUUUAUGUGCACCACAGAAUCAACUCUAUUUUUUUCCCAUAUUCCCGCGUGAGCAAUGAAGCCUCCUUCGCUGCCGCUGCAAUAAAUAUUAGCGGGACACAUUGAGUCAUGCAAAUAUGUCGUUCGGCAAUUCACAAAUAGCAGAACUUUAAAAAAUAGAGCGAUGAUGGCGUGAAGAUACGGUGAAGGUGCAUAGAUGGAUACAUCGCCUCUUUGUACUUCAUGCAGGUGUUGUAAAGUAAUGGAAGGGGUGUAAAUGCAAAGUGUUUCUCGUAAAAAGUAAAAAACACGCAGAAAGCACUUUCCAAAUUGAACGUUGAUUGCAUUGAAAGUGAUGCUUUAAAAGUAAUGGUGGCUGUAAAACCACGUGUAUAUUUGUGAAUUGUGUAUAUAAGAUGUGUGCAAGGUAUUCUUUGGAGAGUAUUAUAUAUAAUAUACAGAAGAGUAUAAGAUAAAAGUGACUGACUACUGCGCUUAAAGACGUUUUUUUGGGAAAUGUUCGAGAGGUAGUGAGCAACCUUUGAGCACCACGGUGGCUAGGAGAUGUUAACUACCUCGCCUGGUAUACAGGAGGUCGUGGGUUCGAUCCCGACGCCUGUUGUAUAUUUGGAGUUUGUGGUGUCUCUCUCACCGUGGUCACGUGGAUUUUUCUCCGGAUCCUCCGGUUUUUCCCUCCACAUUUAGAAUCAAAAUGCCUUCAGAGAAUUUGUCUGCUGUAAAUUUACACGUGAUAAGCCACUUCGUUGAGCUAUCAUUUGUGGCCAGCUCUCUUCUGAAAAGGAGCUAUAUAGUUCAGUGGGCCUUUCCAGGCAAAAUGAAAACAGUUUAUACUCUUUGGUUCUAUUCGGUAAAGUCACGUAAAAAAAAACAACAAGCUUUAAAUCUAGAAAAGAAAACAGUUUAGUUUUGAAAGGAGUAUUAAAUGCGUGCACACAAGACUACAUUUAUUUUUUAACUUCACUCACGUUAACUUUGCUCUGUCAAUGAUGCUCAGUCGCCAGGGUUGUUUCACCAUACUUCGCCAUGCUGGUCAGCGUGCAGAAGGAGGGCCCAUAACUGGUUCAGAUAUCACUCGCCACCGAUGUUAACUGUGACCUGGAAUUAAACGCAGUUUUUUUUAAAGGUUCAUAAGUCAGUGUGCUAACCACUGCACCACCUAUCCUCAGUCCAGAAUAAUAAAUGGAAAUUGUUUACUCGGGAAAGAAGCCCUUUGAGUCUCAAGAUGAGUUUCCAGGAGGGGUCCCCACAUUGGGACGUUUGGCCAAUGGCCAUUCAUUGGUUUAAUUUGUGAGGAAAACAGGAGGAGGCCGUAGAAAAGUCAGAUAUAUUUUUUUGCAAUUGGUAAAAAAAAAACCCGUCGAGUUAUCAUCCUUCGUUCAGCAAGCGUCUGCAUCAGCCGUCCCUUCUUCUGGCCACUAAAACCUUUCGCCUACAAUUCAUGGACUGGUGCUGACGUGAGGAACUCUUUUCUACAGAGUCGUGUUUUUCACGGUGUGUGUAUUCCCAAAGCUAGUCCGUAAUCUAUGAAAACAUUUGGAGCUGGCCCGGUGAGGAAAUUAGAUUUACAGAAAGCAAAACUAAUAAUUGCUAUUGGAAAAUAUAUUUCCUGUUGUUGUUGUUGUUGUUUCUCCCCGUAGCCAACAUUAAUUUACUCAUGCGUGUGUCCGCGCGUGCGUGUGUGAGGUGGUCAAGAUCUUUUGAAGAUGUUUACAACCGAUUUUUCUCAGAAACCAAGCUAUUGACCUACGUUUUCAGCGCAGCAAUCAUUCGUUCACAUUAACCCGUCAAUAUGAACGAGCCUGUUUGGAUUCAUAAGAGCAACGUGGUUGGGGAGACCUCAACAAUAGCUGAACGUCAUAUUUGUAAAAAAAAAACCCCGUUUGUCAUUUUCCUUUUGUCUCAGACUAUCUUGACCAGCUCCCCAUGUACGUUGCAACGGGCAUGACACGUUGUUCUAAGCACUUGGUUCUUUGCAGAUGGUUUUUUUCACCAUCAUCCGUGUUAGCUUGUAAGGCGUAAAUCGGCGGUGCCUUCUUGUAAACAAAUACACCCUGCACAUGCAGAGCGAUCUUUGCUUACGAGCAGUUGUUGUUGUUGUUGUUUUCGUUAGAUCUGACAAUAGUGUUCGUCGGAGGUGUUCGGCUUCUUGACCUAAAAGAGUGCACACAGUUAGAGCAAUCGCUUGCGAUCCAUGCAAGCAGAUACCUUGCGAGCUGUGGUUGUGUGUGUGUGUGUGUGCCUUGGGAGAAGGAGCAAACAGUGUAAAAUAAAUGCGACGCGAGUAUUUCAUAGUUGAAUAUUAUCUUUCGCUUUAUUUAUUAAAUGCAAUUUCUAUAACGGUGUGCUUUUUGUAACGUUAAUUUAAAUAUAACUAUAACAAAUAAAAAAAAAAUUAAACGAA